Molecule: messenger RNA, 1904 nt
Organism: Geodia barretti
Lineage: Eukaryota; Metazoa; Porifera; Demospongiae; Tetractinellida; Geodiidae
Source: the annotation of a GenBank genome assembly
UGUAUGUAAGCAAACGUAUCUUCGACGUUCCUGCAAGCCGUUCGUUGGGCAUACGCCAGGGAUGCACCCGCGGAACAGAUACAGAGAGCACAAGCCCGAUUUUCUCGACCUGGCUCGGCACAGACCGUCUCUCAUGCCGUACCUGGUCCGGAAAAAGGCGAGUUCCUCGUCCGAGCCGGCUCCGUAUUCCCACACCGUAGACUUCAGUAAUCCAGAGGCCCUAAGAGAGUUGGCGUGUGCAUUGCUAUCGAAAGACUUUGGUCUGGAGGUGGUUCUGCCCGAGGACCGGCUGGUUCCCAUGGUUCCUCAGAGACUGAACUACAUCCACUGGCUGGAAGACCUCCUCAUGGAGGAGACGGAGAGGGAGGGAGAGGAGGGAAAGAAAGUGUUGGGAGUUGACAUAGGUACGGGGGCCUCAUGUAUCUACCCACUGCUGGGGACGGCGGUGAACGGCUGGCAUUUCCUGGCCACAGAGGUCGACGGUGCCUCAGUCCAGAGUGCCUCGGACAACGUGACCAGAAACAACCUCCAGGACAAAAUCUCUGUUGUGAAGGUGUCACUGGAGACGGUGCUGAUAGGAGCAGUCUGUGAGUCCCAACACUACGACUUUGUCAUGUGCAACCCUCCGUUCUACACCGACAAGAAAGACAGGUACGAGGGGAGCCAGCGGACGUCCCACCGACCAGCUCCGCCCACUUUCAGCACGGGGAGUGAGGUGGAGACGAUGGUGGAGGGUGGGGAGGUGGAAUUUGUGAGGAGAAUCAUCAGCGACAGCCUCACCCUCCGGACUCAGAUCAGGUGGUACACGUCAAUGUUGGGGAAGAAGGCGAACAUGAAGACCAUUUGUCAGGAGUUGAAGAAACACCAGGUACCAGUGGUGAGAUGGACACAGUUUGUUCAGGGCAAGACGCAUCGUUGGGCAGUGGCCUGGACCUUCGCUGACGGCAGGGGGGAGGAAUCAUUGUUUCUUGGUCCCGGCAGGAAGAAGAGUCAGCCACUGGCUCUCUCUGUCCCCCACGAGAGAAUGGAGACAGCAGCGAGCGCCGUGGAGAGAGUCCUACAUCAGCUGAAAGCCUCUCUCGGGGAACUAAAGAUUGAAUUUGAAAGAGAAGCAGUUGAAAUGGGAGGAGAGGGAGGGAGGGGUUGCCAGCUGGCUUGCGAGGCUCGCACAAACACUUGGUCGCACCAGAGAAAGAGAAAGAGACUAAAACAGAGAUUGGAGGAGCAGGCACAGCAGACAAAACUGCAAUCAGGUGAGAGUGUUCAAACCCUACAACCAGGGACAGAAGAGGAUGGAGGAGGAGGAGGAGGAGGAGGAGGAGGAGGAGGUUUUGAAUCCAGAGAAGAAAACGCUGUGAAAGGGAACGAGGUGUGUUCUAGAGGCUAAGGCUGACUCUUUUCCUGGUGCUACUCGAGAAAUUGAACAAACGACUGUGGCUAAAGUUGGAUCCUCUGAUAGUUAUGCUAAGCCUACAGCGGCGACUGACAGAGGCUCAGCAACAGAGGACAGAGAAAGCUACCCAGAAUCCCGAGUAGGCGACAAUGAACAAGAAAUCUGGCGGCAAAUAGAAGCCCUCAACAGUGCCUGCCACGUCAGAUUCAGUUGCACUGUAGCCCCAUGUACCAGUGAUAGUGCAGAAAGUGUGCUCUACCCUAAGAAGAAACCAAAGCUGUCUAGUGAGAGAGUGUCAGGGCCAGAGGUGGAGGGUAAGGAGUGCGUUUUGUUGGAGUUUGAGUUGAUCAGUGGAGAAAACAGAGAUCUCUUACACCAAAUUGUUCAGUAUCUGAAGAACACAACUUUUAGACAUUGAUACAAAAACAAGGACACACUUUAGAUGAAAUUGACUCUGUAUACAUGAUAAUAGAUAUAAAAAGAACACAAAAUGGUAUUGGUUAAACAAAAA